UCAUAGCUCUCUUUUAUAAAUGGAACCGUUAGGACAAAUUUUGCGGUAGAGAAUGAAACAAAAACAUUUGGAAUUACACAGAACAUUUACAGAAGGCUGUACCAGGCUUUUGAUCCUAAUUCCUUACUUGAUAUAAGGUUUUCCAGGGCUCAUUGAAAAAUGGCCACGUCAGAGAGUGCCAGUUUGAGUAAAACUGUGAAGCAGCAUUAUAUGGACCUUUCUCAGGGAGACAAGGUCCAGGCCAUGUACAUCUGGAUAGAUGGGACUGGAGAGGGGCUCCGCUGCAAGACCAGAACUCUGGAUUCUGAACCCAAGAACAUUGAUGAUCUCCCAGAGUGGAACUUUGAUGGUUCCAGUACGUACCAGUCGGAGGGCUCCAACAGCGAUAUGUACCUUAUCCCUGCUGCCAUGUUCAGGGACCCCUUCAGGAAAGACCCCAACAAACUGGUCCUGUGUGAAGUGCUCAAAUACAACCGCAAGCCUACAGAAACUAACCUCAGGCUGAUGUGUAAGAAGAUCAUGGAGAUGGUAGAGAACCAGGUGCCGUGGUUUGGCAUGGAACAGGAGUACACCAUCCUGGGAACAGACGGACAUCCGUUUGGCUGGCCUUCCAAUGGCUUCCCUGGUCCACAAGGCCCCUACUACUGUGGUGUGGGAGCAGACAAGGCGUAUGGUAGAGACAUCGUAGAAGCCCACUAUAGAGCUUGUCUUUAUGCUGGGGUUAAGAUAUGUGGCACCAACGCUGAAGUCAUGCCAGCUCAGUGGGAGUUCCAGGUUGGGCCAUGUGAAGGUAUCAACAUGGGUGACCACCUCUGGGCUGCUCGGUUCAUCCUCCACCGGGUGUGUGAAGACUUUGGCGUGGUGGCCUCAUUCGACCCCAAGCCCAUCCCUGGGAAUUGGAAUGGCGCUGGCUGCCAUACAAACUUCAGCACCAAGGAGAUGAGAGAAGAUGGCGGAUUGAGGGGCAUCGAAGAUUCGAUUGAGAAGUUGGGAAGAAGACACCGCUACCACAUCCGUGCCUACGACCCCAAAGGGGGGCUGGACAACGCCCGGCGCUUGACCGGUCACCACGAAACGUCCAACAUCCACGAGUUCUCUGCCGGCGUGGCAAACCGCGGCGCCAGCAUCCGCAUACCCCGCUCGGUGGGUCAGGACAAGAAGGGCUACUUCGAGGACCGCCGUCCAUCUGCUAACUGCGACCCAUAUGCAGUCACGGAAGCGCUGAUACGCACAUGUUUGCUCAGUGAAGAGGGGGAGGAGCCUAAAGAAUACAGCAAAUGAACUAGAUACUCUUUUGGUCUGAAAUAAUCCCCCUCCUGUCCUAUUGCGCUACAUCUCAAGUGUCAUUCCAAGUACUGUUUUGUCUGUGGCUUUGUAAACCCCUUGCAUAUUGCAAGUCUUGACCAUCCAUGUAUGGCUUGCUUUUUAACCCUUUUCAUGGGAGAAUCUUCGGUAUAUUCUGCAGUCUGUGUUCAGGGUAGAGUAGAUCCCUACCUUUUGAUCACUGCCAACAUUGCCCUUUUUAAUUGAUGCUAUGGACUUAACAAUUCCAGACAGAUGUCUGUUGGAGGGAUACAUGUUUUCUAUAUAUAGGUCUACUUCUAGUUGUGUAUCAAUUUGCUACUCAUAAUAUUGUUUAACAUGAUUUACUAACCAAGAUGCUGUAGAUUUUUGAUUGGGG
This is a messenger RNA of Oncorhynchus mykiss (rainbow trout), 1681 nucleotides long. RefSeq names its product glutamine synthetase (gene gs01). NCBI's taxonomy places the organism in Eukaryota, Metazoa, Chordata, Actinopteri, Salmoniformes, Salmonidae. The record is from RefSeq and is marked provisional. Gene Ontology annotation, molecular function: glutamine synthetase activity. Gene Ontology annotation, cellular component: cytoplasm.